This is a messenger RNA of Helobdella robusta, 351 nucleotides long. RefSeq lists its product as hypothetical. The coding region runs from base 1 to 351 and encodes 116 amino acids. NCBI's taxonomy places the organism in Eukaryota, Metazoa, Annelida, Clitellata, Rhynchobdellida, Glossiphoniidae. The transcript is spliced from 2 exons. The record is from RefSeq and is a predicted model, not a curated record.
AUGGAAGAAAACAAAAAAAGAAAAGGCGAUAACUGUGGGAGCAACAUGAUAUACUGGAAAAAAUGGUGUGAUCGAGUAGCUACUACUAUUGAAAUACCUUCAACAUCAACUGUAGCAACAGAUCAUAUUUCACCAUCAAAGUCUGUUAUAGAAGCAGAAUCUGUUUCUGAUUCUAAAGAUGAGCCCCACUUAAUUGCAGCUAAAUUAGACAUUGAAGUAAAUACUGGAGCAUUUUGCAGAAUUUGCGUCAUUAUGGGUAGAUCGUUUGAAAGAAAAGGAAGUGGAAAGUUGCACUUGAAAUUUUUAAAGCACACUCACAAACCUCUUAUCAUAAGAGAAAUUCUGAACUAG